AUGUUCCCAAAGGCCCUCCUAUCAGUCGGCUUCCUCUUAGCCUUGCUAGGCAGUGCCCUGGCACUCGAGCUCAAUAUUGCACGAGACUUGUCACUCGGCACAACCCAGUGGGCCUACAGCUCGAAAUGCAGCUUCGCAGCGCCACCAAGCGACGCGCAAUUCCUGAAAAUGAUCCAAGUUGCUUUCGACGACAUGAAAAAUGCCCCCGCCGCCAGCAAUAAGGAAAGGAGCAAGCGUCCAAACGCCAUGAUCGGCCUCUCUAUUGGCAACGAAGUCUACCUCUCUUCUUCCGUGAGGGGCACAAGGCAGAUUAUCUACGAAAAGGCCAGUUUCGCGGGAGGCGACGGCACAUUAAACCCCGAACUCCCAAAAAAGUACAAAGAGGUCACGGAUGCUUUAGCCAAGUGUGCCACCCCAGCAAACAAGCAACACAAGAACCAAGCAGCUUGUGGCGAGAUCAUGUCAACCCUGAUGUGGAUGACGGACAACCCGACUCAAAGUCCAAAAGAGCUAGUUGUCCAACCCAAGGUUGCUGCGUUCAAUGGCAAGGGCUACCUUCCCCCUUGUUCACCGGACCCGAAUAACCCGGAGGAUGUGAGUUGGGGAUGCGAUAGCUGGACCAAGGAAAUGGGUUACAAAGUUGUGGGAGACAUGUCUCUUCCGGAUGAAAUCACCGUGGUAGGGACUUGCACGGGACCACUCAGCCUAAACGCAUGCCUAACGGUAGUAGUUGAUGAGGAAGAGAUCUCAAAAGGUUAG
Messenger RNA from Penicillium concentricum, 759 nucleotides. RefSeq lists its product as uncharacterized. NCBI's taxonomy places the organism in Eukaryota, Fungi, Ascomycota, Eurotiomycetes, Eurotiales, Aspergillaceae. The transcript has a single exon. The record is from RefSeq and is a predicted model, not a curated record. The coding region runs from base 1 to 759 and encodes 252 amino acids.